Messenger RNA from Syngnathus typhle (broad-nosed pipefish), 1194 nucleotides. Its product is annotated as Golgi reassembly-stacking protein 2-like. The transcript has 8 exons. Bases 78 to 1073 code for a protein of 331 amino acids. Gene Ontology annotation, biological process: Golgi organization. Gene Ontology annotation, molecular function: protein binding. Lineage: Eukaryota; Metazoa; Chordata; Actinopteri; Syngnathiformes; Syngnathidae. Gene Ontology annotation, cellular component: Golgi apparatus. The record is from RefSeq and is a predicted model, not a curated record.
CGUUGACGUGCAAAUGAACGCAAGGCACACUCGUUCGAAUCCACGCCAGUGACGCCACUGCGGGCUAAAUCAGGAGCAUGGGGGGCUUGACAAGCGUGCAGGUUCCAGGGGGAGGAAGCGAAGGCUACCACGUCCUCAAAGUUCAGAAAGAUUCUCCCGGUUAUUGUGCAGGACUGGAGCCGUUUUUUGAUUUCAUCAUCGCAAUUUGUGACACUAGACUGAGCAGAGACAACGACACCAUCAAAGAUAUUCUGGAGAGGAACGUGGACAAACCUACCAAACUAGUGUUGUACAGUAGCAGGACGCUGGACGUGAGGGAGAUGGAUGUCAUUCCCAGCAGCUUGUGGGGUGGCAGCGGGCUGCUGGGGAUCAGCAUCCGAUUCUCCAACUUUGAAGGAGCUCGAGAAAAUGUUUGGCAUGUCUUGGAAGUGGAGCCAAACUCUCCUGCAGCCCUGGCUGGCCUGAGACCUUAUACUGACUACAUUAUAGGAGCAGAAUCCUUCUUGGACAAGCAGAAUGACAAUCUCUUCAAACUCAUCCAAGCCUACGAAGGAACGCUGCUCAAGCUUUACGUCUACAACACGGACACAGUCGAGUGCCGAGACGUUUUUGUCAGACCAAAUUGUAAAUGGGGGGGAGCGGGCAGUCUAGGCUGCGGAAUCGGCUACGGUUACCUGCACAGGGUGCCCACCACACCUUCCAGCCAGAGCAAGCGUCUUCCUCCACCUGGUGACACAUCGUCAGAGCAGGUUAGUCUCACUGCUGUUGUUGCAACCGUUCCUGACAAUCCUGGUUCAGAAGAGAAAAACGUGUCUUUUGACCUCGUCGAUAUUCAAACAGAUCUUCUCCCUUCACCGCAGUCAGUCACAGUUCCCGCAUUCACUCAGUCUUCAUCGGAACAUUUUCCCCCAACCUCCGCCGCAAAUGCCACUGUCGGGCAGAAUGAAGAAUCUUCCUCUACUGUUGUCCAAAUGAUGAGUUCACCGAGCCAAACUCCAUCAUCGGUAAUCAGCUUUGACUCAAUAAGUAACACAGCGCCUGCACUCUCAUCUUUGCACCUACAAGCUGUGUAAAUGUCACAUUGGUGCUUUCAGGUGUGAGUUGUGGAUUUUCCCUUAAAACUACUGUACUCGUUUAGGAUUUUGUGUAAAGAAUUGGAAAAUAAAUUGUCAAGAUUAAACGAUAUCAAUUCUU